AAUGAUGAUCAUGUAGAAAAUAAUAGUACUGCACAGGCAUAGGACCACUUAUCUGGCAUGCUUGGGAGCUGGGAAUGGAGGUGCUGGGAUUGGGCAAGUGUGAUCGACGUGACCUCUGCAUCUUGAGACGCGAUUGGUACUAAGGCAUUGUGGGUGGUAGCAUGUGAAGUUCGCAUGUCACCACAUGAGACAGGAGAGUUUAUCCCAUUAUUCUGAGUUAGUUUAGUGCAUUUUAUAUUCAAAUAGGCCCACUAAAUGUCAAAAUUUCAUAUGAGGUGACCUGAAGCUCUAAAGAUGCACACCAUAUGACUUGACUUGAAGCCCAGGGGUUCAAGACAUUAAUUAACCCAUGAGAACCUGGUGGGCUUCCAAGACCUCAUUAAAACCAUAAGACAUACUGUACAUGAGACGUUGGUAGCCCUCCAAUACCUUAAUUAACCAGACAUACAUGAGACCUUGAUGAGUGCUCCUACAGGUUCUAUGAGCAGCUGCGGCGGAGGUACUAUGUGACAUUGUGACACCCACCUCCUACCUGGAGCUCGUGUUCACCUUCAAGCAGCUCCUCCUUAAGAAGCGCUCAGAGAUCCUCACACUACGGGACAGGUAUGUGACAGGUCUGGAGAAACUGAAAGAGGCCAAGCUGUUGAUCACUGAACUGCAAGAAGAGCUAAAGCUGCUGCAGCCCUGCCUAGUGGAGACCUCUGCCAACACGGAGGCACUUAUGAUCAAGAUCGAACAAGACACCAUCCAAGUGGAGAGGAAACAAGAGUUGGUGGCGGCAGACGAGGCGGUGGCCAAUAAGAAGUUUGCCGAUGCACAGGCCAUAAAAGACGACUGUGAAAAGGAGCUCGCCAAGGCAGUACCAGCUCUCAAUGCUGCCACAGACGCCCUCAACACCCUCAAACAAGAUGACAUACGCGUCGUCAAGGCCAUGAAGAACCCGCCCUCAGGAGUCAAGCUGGUAAUGGAAGCUGUGUGUGUAAUGCUGGACCUCAAGCCAGAGAGGAAGCCAGACCCUAAUGGCUCAGGAAAAAUGAUUGAGGACUAUUGGGCACCAUCUCAGAAGCUGUUGGGGGAUAUGAAGUUCCUCCAGAACCUGCUGCACUAUGACAAAGAAAACAUUCCCACAAAGAUUAUCACUCACGUCCGCAACAAGUAAGUUCAAACAUUAUUUCCGUGA
Homarus americanus (American lobster) is the source of this 1180-nucleotide messenger RNA. RefSeq names its product dynein axonemal heavy chain 3-like. Bases 722 to 1159 code for a protein of 145 amino acids. The record is from RefSeq and is a predicted model, not a curated record. Gene Ontology annotation, cellular component: dynein complex. Gene Ontology annotation, biological process: microtubule-based movement. The transcript is spliced from 4 exons. NCBI's taxonomy places the organism in Eukaryota, Metazoa, Arthropoda, Malacostraca, Decapoda, Nephropidae. Gene Ontology annotation, molecular function: dynein light intermediate chain binding; minus-end-directed microtubule motor activity; dynein intermediate chain binding.